This is a messenger RNA of Coprinopsis cinerea okayama7#130, 1704 nucleotides long. RefSeq lists its product as hypothetical. Bases 1 to 1704 code for a protein of 567 amino acids. Gene Ontology annotation, molecular function: protein binding. Lineage: Eukaryota; Fungi; Basidiomycota; Agaricomycetes; Agaricales; Psathyrellaceae. The record is from RefSeq and is a predicted model, not a curated record. The transcript has a single exon.
AUGGAUCAGCUGGAGCGGAGGAUUGCGACAGUGGAGAGCGAAGCCAAAGAUCUCGAAGUAGCGGCAAAUAAGAAACGAAUCCAGGCGAGCAUUCUCAGGACGCAAAGAAACGACCUCCUUCCUGCCUUCCGACUUCCCAAUGAGGUUCUCCAGCGUAUUUUCCACAAUGUUCGGAUUGCUUGCAAACCUGAAGACUAUGUCCCUAUCAUCCGGGUCGCCCUCGUUUGUCGGCGUUGGAGGGAUGUCGCAACGAAUCAACCAGAGUUGUGGACACAUAUCGUUGAUGACCCACGCGACCUUACUUCUAUCCUCUUCGAACGAUCUAAAUCAGCCCCGGUGACGGUCUGCCUGGGCAACCCUCACGUUCCAACAACGCUCCGCGCUUGGAAAGCACAAGAGGCAACUUGGCAGACCGUCUGUGCACGUAUCAGAAGCAUCGAAUCCCUCGAUAUCCGGAAACCCCUGGACACUUUGGACGACUACGUCAGGGAGCUACCGCGCUCGGCCCCGAAGCUCCGCUCCCUUUGUCUCACCAACCUGUCCGGAAGCACGUAUGAUACCAACCAGUUCUCGACCAAUCUUCCCUAUCUUUGGGGUAUCCCUUCGAAACGCAUGCCCCAGUUGCGCACCAUCAAACUUACCAACUGCCAUAUCGGGUGGGACUCCCCUUUGCUACGCAAUUUGACGACGUUCCAUAUCAAACACCGGGACAAACAUAUGCGCCGAUUUUCUGCGGAUGAUCUCCUCGGUGCCCUCGACAAUAUGGCGCAGUUGGUGGACUUGGAGAUCGACACUGUCAUACCCAACCUGCUCCUGGCGAACCGGACGGUUCGCUUGAAUCGCCUGCAGUCCUUGAAACUGACCGGUCGCUUCCGUGAAUGCCACCAGUUUUUGCAAUGCGUGCUAAUCCCUGAAACGGCCGCCGCGCGUAUCAGCUGUUACGAAGAGAGGGAAGACGACGAUAUGCCAGUGGCCCACCACAUCUCGAUCAUACCUCGACGGAUAACAGAGUCGACUACCACCGGACUGACACGCCCUAGAUCGCGCAGCCUCGAAAUCUUCUCCAGUCCGGAAGAGAGAGAAGAGGGUGAACCUGAGGCGGAGUUCUACGCAUGGCCCGAACGCAUCGAUUUCUCCCUUCCACUCCCCAACAGAAAUCUAUGCUACGAGGUCCCUCAGUACUAUGGUCAAAGCGGAACUGGGCCCCUCCUCGACGCAAUGCUUCCAUUCAACAUCGUUUCUUUAUCCUUUAGAGACUGGUGCAACGACUUCAUAGACAUCUACGAAGCGCUUCGCAUGUUCCCAGUAGUCGACGACCUUUUCGUUCGCGAACCUGGGACAUGGAUUAUAAACCCAAUAGGGGACCAUACCGCCGAAGUUGCGGAUGGCUUCAACGACGGGAUUCUCGAACUCCUUCCGAAAUUGAAGAGCAUCUCCUUCGAAAGGAUAGCCUUUGAAUCACCUUCGGCCUGUCCCCACGACAAACGCGAGCAGGUCCGAUUCGACCACUUAUUGGCGUUCGUCAAGGGGCGCGAGAAGCUAGGCGCGAAGAUUGAAACCUUAAAAUUCGUGGAAUGUUGGAAUUUGUCGGUCGAGCAGGUUCGGCAGCUGGAGACGGUGGUUGGGAAGCUCGUUUGGCCAGGGACGGAGAGGUGGAUGGAGUGCGAGAGGCCGUCUUGUGAGAGUUGUAAGGGAUGUGCGUAG